Chaetomium globosum CBS 148.51 is the source of this 405-nucleotide messenger RNA. RefSeq lists its product as uncharacterized. NCBI's taxonomy places the organism in Eukaryota, Fungi, Ascomycota, Sordariomycetes, Sordariales, Chaetomiaceae. The coding region runs from base 1 to 405 and encodes 134 amino acids. The record is from RefSeq and is a predicted model, not a curated record. The transcript is spliced from 2 exons.
AUGUCCCAAAAACACGACGAGCCCCCCGCCUACGGCAACAACCCCGCAUACCCGCAACAGGCCUACUACCAAGGCGGCCCGCCGCCGCCCCAGGGCGCGGCCGGCGGCUACUACCAGCAACAGCAGCCGAUGGGCUACGGCGGACACCCGCAACAGGGCCCGCCGCCGGGCGGCUACUACCAGCAGGGCCCCUACCCGCCGGGGCAGCAAGUGCAUUAUCACCAGCAGGAGCAGAAGAGCAGUGGGCCGCGGUCGUCGGCGCGGUGGGUUGGUCGCCCAGAGGCUGGUUUCUUGGACACACAAAAGACUAUUUGGGGGGGCAUAGAUGGCUCUGCGCCUCGCCUUGUACGAACGUCGCAAAUUCCGGUGCAGCUUGGAAAACGAUUGGGCUGCCUACGAGAUUGA